Molecule: messenger RNA, 5026 nt
Organism: Cydia pomonella (codling moth)
Lineage: Eukaryota; Metazoa; Arthropoda; Insecta; Lepidoptera; Tortricidae
Product: protein artichoke-like
Exons: 2
Coding region: 951-3659 (902 amino acids)
Cellular component (GO): extracellular matrix
Molecular function (GO): protein binding
Source: RefSeq, a predicted model, not a curated record
AUGCUGUUUUAAAUUUUAAAAAAACCGUCAGCCGGUUGUAUUGCGGUGGAAAGACCGUCAGCUGUAAAAUAAACAUGUAAAAAAUAUAAUAUAUACCACUUUAUGUGCGGCAAAGUAUGCGUAAUGUGUAAAUUGCGUAAUCCGUUGAUGGCUUUUCAGGUUAACGCCUGAUGGAAUGCUACAUGCAAAGUUUCAUGAUUUGUUAUUGCUGUCAUAAAAAGGUAUAGCGCUUAUUUUUUACAUGUUCAUGCGAGCAGCUGAUGUUCUUACCACCGCGAUAUAACCGGUUGACGUUUUUUUUAAAAUAACAAUAGCAUCUUAACUAUCGUUUUUUUUUGUUUUACUUGUUUCGAUGGCUGCCAUAUCUCAACCCACCAACGGAGCGGCAACUGAUGUCCACGAGGGCUCACCAUACCUAGCCGUUAACAAUUACACGAGUUUUCAGUCGGGAGGCGAUUGGUAAUGGGAAUCUGUUCCUGGCUCGCGGUCUAAGAGGUUUUGAGGGACAGUUACUUUGCAACAACUUUCGCAGCUUAUUGGCUGGUAGAAGGUAGUUUAUAAUUAACUAUAAUAGCGUGAUUACUAGUAUUCAUUUUUGACAACAGUAAUAACAAACCUAGCUACGCCAAAACAGUAGUGCAAAAUAUUGUGUACUUAGAGAAAUUCUAUCGCUUUUGUGUAUUUUCUAUUUACUUCACCAUCCUAAACUAUUGUUUCGGAGAGCAACUGAUAACAUAUGUUAUUAUUCGAAGAAUCGCACCAUCUGGGUAUUCAUUGUGUUCAACAAUAACAAACGAAUGUCUCGUUGUUCGUUGACAUCACGAAACUUGGGAAUUGUUAUCGUAAGCACAGUCAGUGUCGGAGUUACCGCUGGGGUGAUCAUUGUGUGUAAAUAAAUAAAAGAAGAUGUGUUUUCAGUAAUUUUUCAGUGUGCGUUUGGAUUUGGCAGAAUGGAUUCGACUGGGUAUUUGUAUACAGUCAUCUUGUUAUCCUCAGUAUGGAGCGCUUCGAGCACAGUAUGUACAAUAAAAGACCGUAACGAGUGCACCUACACAGUGGUCUGUGAGGGCCACGCCGGCAGCGCUAACAACCCUUCCUGCGAGUUCGACCCCUACGUCAACUUUAUCAUCAAGGACUCCGUCGCCGACACUCUCACCACCGGCUUCUUCGGGUCCACCAACUUCGACUCCAGAGUCAGGCGAAUCCACGCCAUCGAUAACAACUGGCCCAGCAUCGAAGCCUUCGCUUUCAAGUACUACUCCAAGUGUAUCGACAUGGACCUCUCCAAAAACAACAUUAAGAACAUCAAAAAUGACGCAUUCAAGAACUUAUUCGUGCUUGAUUCUUUGAAUUUAUCUCAAAAUGCUAUAGAACACUUAAAUCCAUCUUCGUUAGCGAUUUCAGAAAUAAGUGCAAAUAAAUUAAGCACACUGGAUCUUUCAAAUAACUUACUAACGGAGAUUAGCGGUGAAGCUCUAAGUAAGUUAACCAACCUCAAUCGUUUGUAUUUGCAAAACAACAGACUAACAACAUUAGCAGAUGAUUGCUUUACCUCCUUAAAAGACUUAAAUACAUUGAACUUGCAAAAUAAUCAGUUAACAGCUAUUAAUGUAACAUUAAUUCACUCGAAAAAUCUCAAGACGCUGGAUUUGGCGUUUAAUAAUUUGUUCAAAUUGAUAGGAUUCGAACUAAACCGAUUAGAUUCUCUUACGUUUUUAAACAUGAGUUUUAACGAUAUUGAAGAAGUUGAAUCGAAUUGCUUCAAUCAAGCAUUCAACCUCAUAUCGAUAGACCUGAGCAACAACAAAAUUAAAUCGCCUAUAGAAAAUGUGAUGUUUAUUAAUAACAAUCGUCUACAACUUUUAAAUUUGUCCAAUAACAGUAUUGAAGAAAUACAGGACGAUGCAUUUAAACAUAACGUUUUAACGACAUUAAAUUUGGACAAAAAUAACUUGAAGAUAGAGAUAUCUGGUCAAACCUUUAAUGGUAUAUCAAACGUUUCAAGACUUGAUCUGUCCAAUCAGAGUAUAACCGCCAUAAGAAAAAACGCAUUUUCCACAGCAAAUAAUCUCGUUCAUUUGAACUUGAGUAGAAAUGUUAUACGCACAAUCGAGAAAUCCAGUUUCUCACCUUCAAUGCCUCUAAUAGUUUUAGAUAUUUCAUACAAUAAGUUGAUAUCUCUAGAAUUUUUAAACGAUACUUUAUUAAGCCUUACUGAGCUCUACGUGAAUAAUAACAAUCUCACCUUCAUAAGUGAGGGUACCUUUCUUAAUCACACAAAUUUGAAUAAACUGGACUUGUCAAUGAAUUUCAUUGUUACCAUAGAUCAAUUGUCUUUGCCUCUUCUUAAUUUGCAGUAUUUAAAUGUGACUGGCAAUCUUUUGACGGGAUCUCUCAAGAGUAUGGUGAUAAGUCCUUCAAAGUAUCUCCGAUUUCUGGACUUUAGCUGUUUCAAUUUUAAAAGAGUUGAGGAUGGAGCAUUUAUUGAUUCUCCUUUACUUGCCAGGGUGAACCUGUCCUAUAAUGCAAUCGAGUUUAUUGGAACAAACAAUUUCAUGAAUAUGGAAAAUUUGUAUAGUUUAGAUUUAUCGUAUAACAAACUGAUAAGGUUACAAAUGAAUAAUAGCGUUUUGUUAAACCUUAAAGCUUUGUAUUUGAACCACAACCGUCUGAAAUCCAUUUCAAAUUCAUUUUUGAAUAUAUCAAAAAUACUAUUUUUCGACAUUUCUGAUAAUGAUAUAUCUGAUCUUUCUGUUCCACUUUUCCAAACAUUAAAAGACUUGCGUGUUUUGCGUAUUUCAAAUAAUAAAGUAAAACAAUUUAACAAUCCACAAACGAACUCUCUUACUAAAUUGAUGACUUUAAGCCUUUCUUCAAACUCGCUAGUUAAUUUGAAUUUAAGCUACUUUCCAGAUUUAAUAAACGUCGAUUUGAGUAACAACAGCAUUAGCUUCAUCAACAGCUCUUUUUUCAGAAACUUAGACCGUUUGCAAUCCAUUGAUUUAAGCUUUAAUAAUAUAACAAAUUUGACGCCAGGCACAUUCCAAAGUCUUAAAAUUUUAAAGCUCCUAAAUUUGUCUUCAAAUUCGAUCAAAAACUUGCGCUACGGUAGCUUCAAGGGGCUUGGGAGAGCUGAAGUGAUAGACAUAUCUCGAAACUCGAUACACAUCUUAGACGUGGAUAUCUUUCACGAAUGCACAGAGCUGAAGCGACUGAUCAUUGAUUACAACUUCAUCACUCAAAUCGACUUCGAACGAUUGGUCAUGACUGUUACAAAGCUGAAUGCUCUAAGUUUAGGUGGUAACCCAAUUAUGUGUAAAGAGAUUGUUAGAAGUUACAGUUCAGGCAUUGGAGGUAGACGUGUGGAAGUAACUUCUAUCGAUAAAGUCUUUGAAGAAGAUAAUGUCCACGGUAUUUGGUGUGGUAAUGGGACAGUGGUCACAACAACGAGUAGUAUUGUGCCUCCAAUAUACACGAGUGGUUCAAGUUCAGCCAACGUAUUGUUUAUGUGGUGUUCAGUGUUAACGGUUUUGGUUUUGAUAGUUGGUAUUGCCAGUUACAUGUAUAGACGGAAGGGUCUGAUGAUUUUAACAGAAUCUAGUAUGAGAAGCACAGUACAGUUCGGGAGCACUGAAAACCAUAGUACCUUAUUAUUUUAAGCAAGAUUAUUUUAGAGAUUACGUUGCAUAGUGUCUUUUUUAUGGCACUUUAGACUCUAAAUCUCAGGCGAUUUCGUUCCGCUGUUUAUAAUUAAGGCUUAUAAUAUCGCUGAAAGCGAAAUUAGCACCAAAGAUUGCUUUUAGGUUGUUCAUAAUUAGAUUUUAAUUAGUUGUAACUUUUAUUAUUUGUAUAUACAAUACCAAUUAAACAUUAUUCUGUAUAUUUUAUUCGUUUUUAGUUGUACAUAUUGCCCGCCAUAUAAGCAAAAUGGAGAUAAUAUUUCAGAUAUUAUUGUUUUUUUAAUAAGAAAUAACGUUUUAUAGGUACGUAAGUAAAUAUUAGGCACUGGAAUUUAUAAUACAGUUCUCAAGACAACAAUAUGCAGUGUUUUACAUUACUCCGCGAGGACCAAGUGGACCAAUGCUGAAAUAACAAAUAAAAUAGUUAUUUACGAUACAAUUCCAGAAAAUAGGAAAUUCGAAACGAGUGGCGAUAAAUUAAAAUACAACCGAAAGAAGUGUUUUUAAUUUUUUCCCGAUUUCGGUAUUGGCCCCAUAAUAAAAGUUGCUCAGAAUGACCUAAAUAUUAACGGGUUUGAGUAAAUGGUUUUAGUUAAUUUACAUACUGUUUAAAUACAAAUAGCGGACAUUAUAUAAAUAACUGCAGACUGAGAACAAAGAUCUGAAAAGAACAGAGAUCAAACAGAGAUCUGAAUAAGUAGUAUCAUAUAAAACGAUAUUUAUUUUAAUAGGUACAUUCAUAAGUGAGUACCUACUAGAAGUAUUGUGUCCAGACUUUAACGAGUAUAGUAAACAAUAGAGCAUGUCAACAUGCCAUCAGCAAAACAUUAAUUGAUCUUUAGCAUUUGUUUACAGAUAUAAUAAUUAUAAUCAUCUUUUGUUAUUAUCGCGUUUUACUGGCAAUUCUAUUGGAAUGUUAUGCUUUAAAUGCAAACACAAACCGUCUUCAUUAUUAUUGUAGGUCAGUGUUUUGAAAACUUGCCUGUUGUUCUUAGCUCUACCUGAACCCCUAGUAUAAAUGUAUUCGAUCGCUUGACGUAACGUACGCGUUUGACUCAUUUAGUAUGGGAUUUAGAAACAGCGCGCCCAGCGGGACGUUUUGUAAAUUCAAAACCCCCAAAAUGAGACUUAACGCAAACGAGUACGUCACGUCACGAUUCGUCGAUAACGGUUGCCGACCCAGAACAAACACUUUAAAUGAAACCUAAUUAAAUAUUAGAUUAUAAUAAUUGCAAAAUAUUGAAAUGUAAUUAUCUUAAUAAUAUGCUAUAAUAUUGAAGUGUAAUUAGUUAGUUGACGUGUAAAAUGUACUAUUUUAUAAAUAAAGAAAUGAAUGAAUGAAUGAA